UUUUCCUCCUCCUUGCCGAUUGGCGGCUUGGCAUGACACUCCUGCAAAAAAUAGUGUAAUGUUUCCAGCUGGGUAGCUGGCUGCGUCCUCUGAAGGCAUCGGCAAUUUGCUUCCAGGCUGCACACGACAUCCCAGAAUGAGCCCCAUGAGGAAAGGAAAAGGCAAAAAAGGAGGGAAACAAAAGAAGACAACCGUGGCAGAUGAAGAAAAAUACAGAAAGAGCCUGCUGGAGGUUGAGACUCUGAAACAGCACCUGGUUCUCCGGAGGGAUGUGGCCAGGCAGGCAAUGGCUGACAGUGAAGGACUCAAGCAGAGGCUGGCAGAGCUGGAGCAAGAACUAAAGGAGGCCCGGGGGGACAAACAAGAUAUUUAUGAAGAGAUGAUCCGUCAGUUUCAGCAACUUCAGCAUCAGACUGAUACUCGGAUACAGCGCUUAGAAGCAGAAACUCAGAGCCUGCAGGAACAACUUGCUGCUUGCCGAGAGGAUGUGCAGCAAAGCCGAGCCGAUAAGGCAAAGAUGCAGGAAGAGAAGGAAGAGGCGAUCUCGAAGAUGCAACGCAAGAUUGACUCGAUGGAAACCGAAUAUGAAAAAAUCCUCCAUCUUUUCCUUUCUUCAGGGCAGCUUAGACCUUGUGCUGUCCAAGCUGGAGGCUGCCAAACUUGGCUGGGAGAAAGAGGCCACAUCCCUCCACCUGGAGUAUAAGGACCGGCUGAAGGAAUUUGGACUCAAUCCGCUGGAGAUCUGAAGGAGCAUUCACCAGAACGUGCUGCCAAGUCCUCUGCGUCGUCCACGCAGUUUAGCACCGCCGUGUAAACUGUUCUCAACCUCAGGACCGUUAUAUCUUGCAAAGCAAUAAUUAAAGGGUGUGCCUCUAA
Molecule: messenger RNA, 876 nt
Organism: Sphaerodactylus townsendi
Lineage: Eukaryota; Metazoa; Chordata; Lepidosauria; Squamata; Sphaerodactylidae
Gene: DRC12
Product: coiled-coil domain containing 153
Exons: 7
Coding region: 137-703 (188 amino acids)
Source: RefSeq, a predicted model, not a curated record